Messenger RNA from Paramuricea clavata, 1781 nucleotides. The record is from the annotation of a GenBank genome assembly. Lineage: Eukaryota; Metazoa; Cnidaria; Anthozoa; Malacalcyonacea; Plexauridae.
AUGGCGGCCAAGGAUGUGUUGGAGCGUGAAGCUUUCAAUAAAGCAUUGAAAGACAUUUGUCCACUUUUUAAUAUCGUCUGUUUAUAUAAAAAACAGCAGGACGCAUUAUUUAACUUCCUGUGUGGAAGAGAUACUUUUGUAAACCUACCGACGGGCUGUGGAAAAUCUAUAAUCUUCCAGAUGGCGCCACUCGUUGCAAGCAGACUAAGUAACUUUUCAGACGAGUCUAUUAUAAUUGUUAUUUCGCCUCUAGUGGCGUUAAUGAAAGACCAAGUAUCGUAUUUGUCCAAAAUAAAUGUACCUGCAGCUUUCGUGAUUGCUGAUCAAGAUAAGAACGUGUUAAAAGACAUAGAGAAUGGAAAAUAUAGCAUUGUGUAUGGAUCGCCCGAGUCCAUGUUGUCUAUUGAUCGAUGGCGAAAAAUGCUCUCGUCUGAUGUGUACCAAAGCAGACUAAUAGGGAUAGCUGUUGAUGAAGCGCAUUGUGUUUCAAACUGGUAAGGUUGAACACUUUUAAUAUAUUAAUUACAAAAUAAAAAUAUAUUAACAACAAUAUAUCACGCUAUAUGUAUGCCACGCUAUGAUGUAUCAUGUAUGGACAAUAUUAAACAUUAUAUUUAACGAGUUUUCUACGUUAGCCAAAAGUUGUUGUCUCAAAAAAACCUGCAAACACUGUAAUUUGCAUAGCAUCUCAUUGCCUACAGGUGCAACUUAUUAUGCUCCUGGGAUUUGACAUGAGUAUGUUCCAAUCUUCCUCAUUAAUUGAAAUUAGAAUAAUUUUCCUCAUUAAUUGAAAUUAGAAUAAACACAACCAACUACAAAGCAAAGAGUGUUUACCAUCCCAGCAUGAAUGGUGUUUAUGCACCGUUGGGAUCAAUUAGUGCUGAAUUAUGCAAAUUUCAUAAAUAUCUGAAUUCAAAGGGUUUGCAGUUUUUUGAGACACCCUGUAUAUAGUUUUUUUUUUCAAAUUAAGGUGCAAAAAUGUAUAGGUUCUGGUAUACAGGGUGUCCCCCAAAAAAGUACCCUAUAUAGAAAUUUAUCCUAAUGUUGUUAAGCACAGGAUUUUAUGCAACUGGUAAUUAAAAAUUCAAUUCAAUUGUGUUUGUCCACUCUUGUGUUCAGCAUAGUGCUCAGGCAUUCAAAUUAUAAUAAUAGGAUAAUUUCUAGAGGGUACUUUUUUUGGGACACCCUGUAUACAUACAGGGGAGAGUUUAAUUAAAUGCCCAAUACUUUCCCUCUGGCAUUAGAAAGAGCCUGAUGGGUUAUUCAACAAGAAACAAUGAUAGAUAAUUGUUUUGCUGCUGUUAUGUGCUUUUAUGUUAUCAUGAUUGUAUUGCAGGAUUUCGCAUAUAUUGCAAAUUAUAAAAUCACAUUAAAUGUAGAUUUGGGAAUACAAAUAAUUAUAUAAAGCCAGUUUGUUCUGUAUAUACACAAAUAUUUUGAUAAAUACAGCAUUAUGUAACAAAUGACAAAAUAAAUUUCUAAUGCUCAUUAGGGGGUUCUCAGGAAAUAAAGGGGAAACUGCAUUCAGGAAAUGGUAUGCAUGUCUUCAAGAAUUGAGGUCCUUGCUUACUGAAAAAUUACCUGUAAUGGCUUUAACUGCAACAGCUUCUAAGAAAACAAAAGUUUAUAUUCAUCAGGUGCUUAGUUUAUCCAAUCCUUUCAACGUUAAUGAUAAAUUAUUGCAGGACAACAUCACUUACUCAGUACAACCUAUUGAAAAAGGUAAAAAUCUCCUGAACUAUUUUGAAUGGUUGAUCAAUGAUGUGAAAAAAAAGGCUUAA